Molecule: messenger RNA, 6651 nt
Organism: Corapipo altera (White-ruffed manakin)
Lineage: Eukaryota; Metazoa; Chordata; Aves; Passeriformes; Pipridae
Gene: SMCHD1
Product: structural maintenance of chromosomes flexible hinge domain containing 1
Exons: 48
Coding region: 261-6362 (2033 amino acids)
Biological process (GO): chromosome organization; double-strand break repair
Cellular component (GO): chromosome
Molecular function (GO): ATP binding; protein binding
Source: RefSeq, a predicted model, not a curated record
GCGCUUUCAGUUCCAGGCCUCUCCCUCCCGUCUGGCCCCACCCCGAACCGCGGGCAGCGCCGCCACGGCCGCCUUCCCUCCGUUUCCCUCCCCUUCCGGGCCUCCGCAGCGACUCCUACCCGGGCCUCCCGCCUGGCUCCGCCUCCUCCUUCCCCGGCCGGGUUGCGCUGCGCCAGGUGGGGGCGCUCGCGGGCGCGGCAGUAGGAGCCGCUGGCGCCGCCAUCGCAGCGGGACGGUUUCCGUCCGCUCGGCUCCCCAACAUGGCAGCGGCAGCAGGAGGCGGCCGCUCACCUCGCAGGCCGGCGCUGCUGACCCCUCGCGGCAACGGGGACCGCACCGUGUUCCUCUUCGACCGCCGCCGGGAGCAGGCAGACCCGGACGAGAAAGUGCUCAGCUACGGCAAGGACAACUACCGCGCCUUCCGCAGCGCCGUGUGCCAGGCAUUCGGCAUAGCUACUGAUGAAAAGUUUGUUAUCACCACAACAAAUAGGAAGGAAAUUACAGAAGACAACUUCAGCGAACUUGUUCAAGAUGGAGUCACUUUAUAUCUGCUGCAGUCAGUUGAUCAAAUGUUGCUUUUGGCAACCAAGGAACGAAUUGACUUCCUGCCCCACUAUGAUACACUUGUCAAAAGUGGCAUGUACGAGUACUAUGCCAGCGAAGGGCAAAAUCCUCUGCCAUUUGCCCUUGCUGAGUUGAUUGAUAAUUCUCUGUCAGCUACAUCCCGAAAUACCGGUAUUCGGAGCAUACAGAUAAAAUUGUUAUUUGAUGAUUCCCAAGGAAAACCAGCUGUUGCUGUGAUCGAUAAUGGAAGUGGAAUGACUUCUAAACAGCUUAACAACUGGGCUGUAUAUAGAUUGUCAAAGUUUACAAGACAAGGUGACUUUGAAAGUGAUCAUUCAGGAUAUGUACGCCCUUUGCCAGUGCCUCGUAGUUUAAAUAGUGAUAUCUCUUAUUUUGGAGUUGGAGGCAAACAAGCAGUGUUCUUCGUUGGACAGUCUGCCAGAAUGAUAAGCAAACCUGCAGAAUCUCAGGAUGUUCAUGAACUUGUCCUUUCUAAAGAGGAUUUUGAAAAGAAGGAGAAACACAAAGAAGCAAUAUAUACUGGUUUCAUUCGAAACAGAAAGCCAUCUGACUCUACUCACAUCACAAGUGAUGAUGAAAGAUUUCUUCAUAAUCUAAUAUUAGAAGAAAGGGAUAAAGAGAGUUUCACAGCAGUUGUCAUUACAGGUGUACAACCAGAUCACAUGCAGUACUUGAAAAACUACUUUCACCUUUGGACAAGGCAGCUGGCACAUAUCUAUCACUACUAUAUCCAUGGACCAAAAGGAAAUGAAACUAAUGCUGUAACAAAAGACAUAAGCCCUUUCAACAACAUCGACAUUCAGAUUUCAAUGUUCGAAAAAGGAAAAGUACCAAAGAUUGUCAAUCUGAGGGAGAUCAAAGAUGACAUGCAGACAUUGUAUAUAAAUACUGCAGCAGAUAGUUUUGAGUUUAAGGCACAUGUUGAAGAAGAAGGUAUAGUGGAAGGCAUCAUCCGAUAUCAUCCUUUCCUGUAUGAUAAAGAAACAUACCCUGAUGAUCCGUGCUAUCCAUCAAGAUUAAACGAUGAUGAUGAUGAUGACUGCUUUAUAGUAGAAAAAGGUGCCAGAGGAAAAAGGCCUAUUUUUGAAUGUUUUUGGAAUGGUAGAUUAAUACCAUACACAACCGUGGAAGAUUUUGACUGGUGUGCUCCUCCAAAGAAGAGAGGAUUGGCACCAGUUGAAUGCUACUACAGAAUUUCUGGUGCAUUGUUUACCAAUGAUAAGUUCCAGGUCAGCACAAACAAACUCACUUUCAUGGAUCUGGAGCUGAAGCUAAAAGAUAAAAAUACUCUGUUCACGAGAAUCUUCAAUGGACAGGAGCAGCGAAUGAAAAUUGACAGAGAAUUUGCUUUGUGGCUCAAAGACUGUCAUGAAAAAUAUGACAAACAGAUAAAAUUCACAGUCUUUAAAGGAAUAACUGUACGUACUGAUAUACCAUCCAAAAGAUUGCAGAGCCCUUGGACAAUGUAUGCUGCAAUAGAGUGGGAUGGAAAAAUAUACAAAACUGGACAGCUGGUGAAAAGUAUUAAGACUCAUCCAAUAUUCUAUGGAAGUAUCGAGAAAUUUUUUUUGUAUGGAGACCAUGAUGGGGAUAUAUUUGCCACUGGAGGAGAGGUUCAAAUUGCUUUGGAACCACAGGCGUUGUAUGCUGAAAUGAGAAUUAUUCCAAUCUCAAAACUUGACAGAACAGUGUCUGAGAAAGUCGUUAAAAAAUACAUAGAGGAUGAAAUGGCAAGACUUCCUGACAGAUUAUCGGUAACAUGGCCUGAAGGGGAUGAGUUAUUACCAAAUGAAACAAGAUUUGCUGGUACACCAAUAGGAGCGUUAAGAAUAGAAAUUUUGAAUAAAAAAGGAGAAACAAUGCAAAAACUUCCAGGUACAAGCCAUGGAGGUUCAAAGAAACUUCUUGUUGAACUGAAGGUUAUUUUACAUUCACCUACUGAGAAUAAAGAAAUAAUUUCCCAUAUCAGUCAGCAUGGAGGCAAAUGGCCAUACUGGUUUAAGAAAAUGGAAAAUCUUCAGAAACUUGGGAACUACUCCUUGAAACUGCAAGUCGUAUUGAAUGAAAGUAAUGCAGACACUUACGCCGGGAGGCCUCUACCAUCUAAAGUAUUUAAAUUUACUAUUAUAGAGGGCAAACCAGAGAAAUUUUUGGUUGGUCUUUUGGAGCUUCCUUUUCGAAUUGGAGUACCUUUUAACAUUCCUUUGGAAUUGCAGGAUGAAUUUGGUCAUGCAACACACUUGUCAUCUCGCAUGAGACCAAUUCUUGAAGCUAGUGGAUUAACAUUGAAGCAUGACGACAUACCUGUGGGAGCAAAGUGUGUCAUUAAAGGUGUCACUGCUAAAGGCUGUAUCAAUAGUUGCCAGGGCAAGAACUUUAAUCUGAAGAUUACUCUUCCUGGUUUGAAAGAAGACACACAAAUCAUUAAAAUAAGAUUGCAGCCUGGCCCUCCUCAUCAACUGAAAGUAAAACCAGAUUCAGAAAUUCUGAAGAUUGAAAAUGGUACAGCUUUUCCCUUUCAGGUUGAAGUACUGGAUGAAUCAGGAAAUAUAACAGCACAGCCAGAGUUGAUUGUUCAUUGUAAGUUUUUAGGUGCUUCAGACCUUCCUGUGUAUUCUGUGGACUGCAGUAAUGGAGGAACAAACAUUUUAACUGGUCCAGUUAUUCAUGUACAGAAUAUCAAGAAAGACCAGAUACUGAAAGCAAGAAUUGAAAUACUUAAUUGUAAAGAUGUACCACCAGUGGAAAAGAUUAUUAAACUUCUUCCUAGCAGUCAUGUUGCAAGACUACAAGUCUUAAGUAUGAACGGACAAAAAGCUCUUCAAAUUAAACAUCAGGAUGAAAUUAGUUGCGUUGCUGGCCGUAUCAUGAACAAGCUUAUAUUUCAGAUGUAUGAUGAGGCAGAAAGGGAGAUACCCAUAACUGCAGCUGCUGCAGAAAAAAUCAAGGUUAACUGGACACCUAAAAUUGACAGAGAACUGUUGAUGCAGGGAUUAUUACCUGAUGUAAAAGUACCGAGCUCAGUAAAAGAUGUACGUUACUGUCUAAUUACUUAUCUUGAUGAACACGUGUCUUUGGAGAGUGCAUUCACAGUCAGACCAGUUCCUGAUGAUCCCAAACACAUUAAAUGUAAACUAAAAGGUUCAAACACACUGCGGAUGGGCGAAGAACUACAAAGUGAAAUUGAUGUAAUGAUUACAGAUCAGUUUGGAAAUCAGGUUCAGACAGUGACAUCUGCAUGUGUAAAUUCCCUAGGAGUUUCUGGGCCUGGACUUGAUAAAUCAAAUUUGAAAAUAACUUGGCAGGACAGUACUCAAACAAUGAAAGUAAAAGGUAUUCGGUACAAACCCUGUUUACUUGGAAGCAAAGAAUUGUGCUUUGCUUGGCGUGAAUUUUCUGACUUUCUCAGGGUGAAUUUAAUAGCAGGAUUGCCUGCUAAAUUGCAGUUUGUGGAUUGGCCAGAAUUAGAAAAGCCUAUUGCAGUGAUUAAUGGUAGAGAAUUGGACAGGCCCCUUAUUGUUCAGUUAUGUGAUCAGUGGGGAAAUCCAUCUCCUGAACCUAAUGUCAAAAUCAGCCUUACAAAGAGUAACAACUUAAAGCUUGUUCCUUCAAACCAGCAACAUAAAACAGAUGACACUGGUAGGGCUAACCUCGGAGUUUUUAGUAUUCAUGGACCUAGGGGAGAGCACAUUUUACAGCUUAGAGCCUUAUACAACAAGACAACGUUAGAUUGUCCUGUAAUCACAGUAAAUGUCCUGCCUGAUCCCGAGAAACCCGUUUGCUUGAAUGUUAAAUAUGACAGAAGUCCCGCUUUUCCAGCAGGAGGUACCUUUCCUGAUUUUAUGGUUAGUGUUCUUUCUGAAGAUGACACCAUUAUUAAAAAUAUCAAUCCAGCACGGAUUUGUAUGAAAAUGUGGGAAACACAGAGCAGCCGGAUUAGGUCACCAAUUGAUGUUACAACAUUUAGCUGUAGUAAAGUGAAGGAUGAAAAGGAAGAUGGCUUCUUCUACUUCAGGGAUAAAGUGGUUCCAGAGCGAGUGGGCACUUACAGUAUCCAGUUUACCUUUGCAAUGGAUAAGACAAAUAUGCUCAACAGUGAACAGAUUAUAGUUGAAGUUGUACCUAAUGACCCUGUGCGCUUGCUUCCUGAUUCUUUACCAGCUACUCCAGCGGUUUCCAAUGUUCGAGCUCUUACGAGCCGUACACUGGUCAAGGAUUUAUACCUUCAUAUAAUGGAUGAAUAUAACAACCACACUGGACUUGAACUAGUUGGCAGAAUAAUAGCAAAAAUUAAAAGCCCUAAUGAAGAAGAUAUAGAGAUCCCACAGUUUCAGGGGAAAGUCAGUACAGUGGAGUUUCCAUUUGAGCAUGGAUCAGCUGCAAUUAAUCUAGUGCUGGCUGAAGACAGUCCUGGAAGAGAUAGCACUGAAUAUAUUCUUGUCUUUGAGCCACAUCUGCCAGCUCUGAAAAAACCUUUGGAACCAUAUCAUCUCUCAUUUAUGUUUUACAAUGAUUCCAAGAAGCAGCAGCUGAUGGCAACACUUACAAGGGAGAAAGACCAAUUAUCUAAGUCCAUAGAUCUUUACAGAAAGAUGUUUGAUACUACUAACCAGCUUGUAGCUGAAAUGAAAUGUCAGGUUAAAGAAGCUGAAACUAGAGAAACUUUCCUGAAGAAUGAACUGAAAAAGCACCAAAUUGAAUUACCACAGGCAAACAUAAUUCAGUAUGUGGAUUCACUUCUAAAAAAAAAGAUGUUGGAUCAAGAAGGAGUAAUGAAGCAGCCAAGGAGAACCUGUACCCUCCCAAACUAUCCAAAAGGCAACCCAGAUAUUCUAGGCAAGAUUGCACAUUUAGCUCAAAUCGAGGAUAACGAGGCAGCAAAAGUUAUCUCUUGGCAUUUGGCAAGUGACAUGGACUGUGUGGUCACACUGACGACUGAAGCUGCUCGUUCUAUUUUUGAUGAAACUCAAGGUCGACAACAAGUGUUACCCCUUGAUUCUAUUUACAAGAAGACACUCCCAGACUGGAACAGACCUUUACCUCACUUAAGAAAUGGAAAAACCUUCUUCAAACCUAUUGGAAAUCCUGUAUUUGCCAGAGAUCUGUUAACAUUUCCAGAUAACGUAGAGCAUUGUCAAACAGUGUUUGGUAUGCUCUUGGGUGACACUAUCAUUAUAGAUAACUUGGAUGCUGCCAACCAUUACAGAAAAGAGGUUGUAAAAAUUACACAUUGCCCUACCUUGCUGACGAGGGAGGGUGACAGGAUUCGCAGCAAUGGAAAAUUUGGAGGCCUGCAGAAUAAAGCUCCUCCAAUGGACAAACUCAGAGGAAUGGUAUUUGGAGCACCAAUGCCAAAACUUUAUUCUACUUUCUCUGGACAGAUAGAUCUUCUUCAGCAAUACCGUGCAGCAGUGGUUAAGCUUGAUAAUGUGAAUAAGGACCUUGAUUUACAUUUGCAGUCUCUGAACACUCCAGAAAUGCAAAAGAAAAAACAGGAACUUGCUGAACAAGAGAAAAGCCUCAAGCUAGUAAAACAGAAAUUGGGUAUGACUCCUGCUUUAUCAGAUAAAGGCGCUGAGUCAUUACUUCAACCUAUAAUGUUAGAUAUGUCUGACACUCCUAUACCUCCCAAAAGAAUGCGAAGAGAAACAGUGAAAAAAUUGUAUAGCUCAGAAGAAUGGUUCUCCUGUCCCACAAAGCAGCAGCAGCAGCAACACCAAGUGCUGCAAAUGGCCCCUUCAGAACUUAAUGGAACUACACGAAAAAGAAAGGCAUAGACUGAUACGACUUGCUUGGAAAAGCUAUAUAUUGAAAAUGUGAAUACAUUCAGUUAAAGGAAAUUCUUAUGUUGUAUUAUCCAUUACUAUGAAGAUUUUUAUACCAAUAGAAGAUACAAAUUAGUUAGUGGUAACAAAAGUUUAAGUAUUUAACAUUGAUAGCCCAAUUUUUGUAUAGUUAAUUUUAAUUUCUGAAGGCUUUCAGAGUUUUUACGUUCAUGUGUGAAAAAAAGUUUAAAAUAUAUUCUUUUUUAUUUAUGAAAAAAUAAAGGAUCUUUUCAGUAAAACU